Molecule: messenger RNA, 786 nt
Organism: Striga asiatica
Lineage: Eukaryota; Viridiplantae; Streptophyta; Magnoliopsida; Lamiales; Orobanchaceae
Source: the annotation of a GenBank genome assembly
AUGCUUGAACAUGAGGGUUGCAUCAUCGUACGGAAGCCUCGGCACAACAUCGUACGAAUAAACAAAUCGAUAAUAAGCGAUGCUAUGUUUUUCCAUCAAACUCUCCAUAUACUGUUUGAACUUCUCGUCCCCAACCCUCGGCUGACCGAACGUGUAUACGGCUUCCAGCCUGUCCAGCAGCGACGACUCGCCGUGCAAGCCCAGCACAGCCGGAAAAAGAACCGCCAGGGCGCCGCCGAGGCUGUGGCCGGUGAGGAUAAAUUUGGAAUUUGGGUUUUGUUCGAGUUUUUCACGGAGGAGCUUGCGGAUGGCGUAGUAUGCGGUGGGGGGCUUGUGGGGGUCCUGUUCGCGGGGCCAGCCCUGGCUCUUCUGGAGGCCGAGGGAUUUGAGGAAGCCGCCGUGGAUUUUGCCGGCGGUGGGGAGGUCGUACCAGGAGAUGUCGGCGUCUGUGGACCACGCGUCGGAGUCGAAGGGUUCGGUUCCGCGGAAGGAGACAAUGACGACGUCGUUUUUGUCCUGGAGGGCGAAUGCCUGUGUCGUGGCUUUCUCCUGGAAAUAAGAUCCUCACCAUUCCAGAAAUCGAAGGAUCCCAAACUGAAUGUAUCGGUGGUUCUCGUAAGAGGCCUUGGCAGCCAUUACAGAAAGCGCUGCAUAGUAUCUGCAGUCCACGUGGCUUAUGGUGGGGUCCAGCUCUCGUCUUUUAUCAAUGCAGCCAAUGAACGACAAGAAAUUCGCCGAUGUUCUGUCCGGAUACACCACCUUCCCUGCAUGCACACCAGUAAUUAA